Molecule: messenger RNA, 14181 nt
Organism: Cladocopium goreaui
Lineage: Eukaryota; Dinophyceae; Suessiales; Symbiodiniaceae
Source: the annotation of a GenBank genome assembly
AUGGGCAUGUUGUGGAAGGUUAUCACCUCGAGUGAAGUGAAAGAUGUUUUGUUGCACAGCUGCAAGGCCCCAGCAAUGGGCGUGUCUUCCUUUGGUUUUGGCGGCACCAAUACCCACGCGCUGCUGAUGUCCUCACGCCAACCAACGCAGGCGGCCGAGCCGGAGUGGCCUUCCAAAGUGGCCUUCUUGUUCACAGGUCAAGGCAGUCAAUUGCCUGAGAUGGGAGUGAAACUCUACAAAUGCGAUGUGCCUUGGCAGGGUGCGGAUGAAAUCGGAGAGAAUUUCAAAGCGGCCCUAGAUCGCUGCGCACAGAUUCUGGAGGGUCAUCCCUUGUUAGAGCCCACUGGGGACGGGGCCCGGGGUCAGCUGGACACAGUGACACCACAGGACCUGAGGGAUAUCCUCUUUGCCAACGGACCGGAAGCAGCCUUGCGCUACGACCAGUCCACAUCUCUGUCGCAGCUGGCCAUCUUUGCUGUGGAGUAUGCGCUCUCGGAGACCUGGAAAGCGCGUGGCUUGAAGCCCUUUGCCCUGUUGGGCCACAGUGUGGGUGAGUACACAGCCGCUGUGGUUGCGGGCACCAUGUCCUUGGAGGAUGGCUUGCGCUUGGUGGCCAGGCGCGGCGAACUCAUCGACCAGAAGUGCGACAUAGGUGUCGGUGCCAUGGCCUCCAUCUUCGCAUCGCAAGAGCUAGUGCAGAAGGUGGUUGAUGAGGUGCAGAAGGGCCUGAAGGAUCAGAGUGUGGUCAUCGCUGCCAUCAAUGGCCCAGCUCAGACCGUGGUCUCGGGUCACAAGGCUGCCGUGAAGCUGGUUUGCGACAAGGUGGGUGCUCAAAGCAAAGUGUUGAGCAUUCCACACGCCAUGCACUCGCCCCUGAUGGCUCCUAUCCUUCCUGAACUACGCAAAGCAGCAGAGACGUGCGAGCUUAAGCCUCCCAGAAGUGAGCUGCACUUCAUCUCCAGUUUGUUGGGCAAGGAGGUCUCCAAGGAACUCUGCGAUCCAGGCUACUGGUUGGGCCACGAUGAAGCCAAGCCCAUGCUCUUCCUUCAAGGCAUGGCACAACUCCGACAGCUUGGAUGUGAUGCCUUUGUGGAGAUUGGGCCACAGCCUAUUUUGGUGAAGAUGGGCCGACGCUGUGUGGCUGAUGAGGUGAGUGGGGCUGUUCCAAAGUGUUGGGGGCUGCCACAGGCGAAGGAGCUCCAGUGGCUGGCAAGCUUGCAACCAGGGCGUGAUGAGGUGGAGAGCAUCUUGAUCUGCUCGCGUGCACUGGGCGUCGCCUUCUCCCAACCUUCGGAGUUGGUGUCCCCGGUGUCACUGCCGUGGCGAAAACCUCUGCUGCAUCCUUUGCUGGGCCGAGAGAUCUCGGAGAAUUUGUUCGAGGCUUCAGAGGCGGUGACCGACUUGGAAGGUCAACAGAUGCAACUUUUCAAACAACAUCAAGUCUUCGAUCGUGUCGUGCUGCCGGGUGCCAGCCAUCUGUUGCUGGCCACGGCAGCGCAUCUUCGACUCAAUGAGAACGCGUCCGCAUUGGAGCUGACGGAUACGAUCUUUGAGUGCCGUGGAGCAUGGUUGCCCUUCGUCAUCGAGGCACCUCUCAAGGUGCAAUGCUACGCCAGCGCGGAGCGCACGGAAGUCCUAAGCCGCGCCGUGGACGACGACAGCAGUGCCACGGUGCACGCGCGCGUCGGUGGGGUGCGCCCUGUGGUGCCGGAGAGGGCGGAUGAGGAGCGACUUCAGAGGUGGCGACAACUCUGUGCCGAGGGCAAGACCUUGGAAGAUCUCCAAGAGCUUUACAAAAGCUUCCAGGACCGGGGGCUGAGCUAUGGCGAAUCUUUCCAGACCUUGACCAGCGAGACCGUCUUCAGCGACCAGGGGGCCUUGGCCAAGUUGUGCAACCCUUGCGUCAGCACCUGGGAGAAAUCCCUUCAGCUUUUGCAUCCAGCAGUCCUGGAUGGUGCACUGCAACUGCUGGUCGAGUGUGCCUCCCGAGGAGCCAACGGCACGACCUUCCUGCCCUUCGCCGUGCGCCGGGCGGUGAUCGCGGCGCAGUGCCCUGUGGGCGAACUCUGGGCUGGCGUCAUGGUUCAGGAGCGCUCAGAUACCUCUCUGGUUGCUGAUGUGGAGGUCUUCACGGCCGCUGGACUCUUGGCCGCCCGUCUGGAGGGUGCCAGCUGCCGGAAGGCAGAAGCCUCGCAGGAGCGAGAUGCGUCGGAUGACUGCUUGUAUGAUGUGGAAUGGAAGGAUGUCAACAUCGUUGGUGACUCGGAAGAUGCCGCCAAGAACGUGAUGGAUGGCGCUUUCAUGGUGAUUUGCAAAGAAGGAGAACGUGGAGCUCAACUGGCCAAGCAUUUGGGUUGGCCCUCAGAAAGCCGUGUCGUUUCUUUGGCCGAGGGCAUCUCCAAUCUUUCUUCCAUCAAGGAUGGCUCCAUCGCCUUCGACGCCGCUGGCGACCAGCUGACAGCUCUGGGCGACGCCCUGGAGCUGCUCCAAGCGGCGAUCAAAGCGACCGAGGCGCCCAGGAUCCUGCUGUGCACCGGCGGAGCACAAGGCGCUGAAAUGACGAAGACCAAGCACGAUCCAGAACAUGCAGGACUUUGGGGCUUGGCUCGAUCUGCCAGAAUGGAGCAGCCAGACUUGCAGGUCACUUGCGUGGACCUGAAUGGUCAUGACUGGAUGGCCAGCACCGGCACCCCUGUGGCGCCCUGGGAAAGCGUGGAGAAUGACUUGGCACAGCGAGGUGAUUCGGUUCUGGCCGCACGGCUGGCGCGCAGUGCCUCCGCCCCCACCAGGCCGCAGCGGCUGCACAUGCCGCGGCGCGGGAGUUUGACCAACUUGAGGGCCUUGCCUCAGAGCAAGCGACCCACGCUGAAGCCCGGUGAAGUUGAAGUCCGGGUGGAAGCGAUCGGAUUGAACUUCCGUGAUGUGCUCAAUGUGAUGGGAAUGUAUCCAGGUGAUCCUGGAGAUCCAGGUCUGGACUGCUCGGGCACUGUUGUCAAUGUGGAAGCUGGCAAAAACAAAGGUGGCCUGCGCUGCGGCGACGACGCCUUUGGAAUCGUUUGGGGCUGCUUGAAGACCUACGCCACCACCCCCUGGCAGCUGCUGGUGCCUCGCCCCGGCAGCACGUCUGCCAGUGCUGCCGCGGCGCUGCCCACGGUGUACACCACGGUGGAUGUGGCCUUCGCGGAACUGGCGAAGCUGAAGAAGGGAGAGAAGGUGCUCAUCCAUGCAGCCACUGGCGGUGUUGGCCUUGUCGCGGUGCAAUACGCGCAGCGCUUGGGUGCUGAGGUGUACACCACGGCUGGACGUGAAGAGAAGCGACAGUAUUUGCGUGAUUUGGGUGUGAAGUACAUCACCUCUUCGCGCAAUGGCGAAGAGUUUGAGAAGGAGAUGAAGGAAUUCCUAAAGGGCAGCGAUGGUAUCCACGUGGUGCUUAACAGCUUGAGCCACGACAACUUCAUUGGACGCAGCUUGGGGCUGUUGGCCAAAGGUGGCCGCUUUGUGGAGAUUGGCAAGCGUGAUGUGUGGAGUGUUGAGGAGGUGGCCAAAUUCCGCUCCGAUGUGAAAUACUACCCUCUGGCCAUUGAUGGCGUCUGCGAGAACGAACCCGAUCGCUAUCAGGGCUUGUUGAAGCGACUGGAGAAGGAUUUGCAAGGCAGUUGGAAGCCGCUCGAGGCCACUGAGUUCGAAGGCCUGGCGAAAGGCGUGGAGGCCCUGCAGUUCCUGCAGAGGGCGCAGCAGAUCGGCAAGGUGGUUCUCACGGUUCCCCGGCGUAUGGCUUUGUUGGCGGAUGCCAGCUACCUGCUGAGCGGUGGCAUGGGAGCCCUAGGACUGGUCACAGCACAGGCGCUCGCAGAGGAGGGUGCCAAGAGUCUACUGUUGAUGUCAAGGAGCGGCCGCCCUGGUGCUGAAGUGCAAAGCCAAUGGACCUGGCUUCAGAACUCCCCCUUGCAGGUCAUGGCCUGGGCCUGCGACGUCAGCAGCGCCUCUAGCAGCGACUUGAAGAAGCGGCUCGGUGCCAAGGCGCCCACGGAGGGCCCACGCAAGAACUGCCCAGUGCGGGGCAUUUUGCAUUUGGCUGGAGUUUUGGAUGAUGCCAUGCUACCGCAGCUCACUCGUUCCCUGGCUUGGAAGCGGACUGUCGUCAGCUUGGCCUGGACGCCAGUUCAACUUCUUUGUUCGACAACUCUUCUCCUAGGUCCGCACUUGGAACGUGCCUAUGGGGCAAAGGUGAUGGGAGCCAAGAACUUGUAUGCCGCAGCCAACUUGGAGUCCUUGGACUUCUUCGCGCUCUAUUCCUCCACGGCGGCGCUCUUUGGAGCUGCAGGUCAGGGAAACUAUGCAGCUGCCAACACCUGCCUGGAUGCCUUGGCGCAUCAUUGGCAUUUGCACGGCCUCAAUGCUAUGAGUGUCCAGUGGGGCCCGUGGUUAGAGGUUGGCAUGGCUGCACCCUGGCGAGAGAUUUUGGGCGGUGGGAUGGCACAAAACAACUCCUUCUCGCGAUUGAAGAUCAAUGGCAUUAGCAACGAGUUGGGCAUGUCGGUGUUGUCCACCGCACUGCGGGGAGAGUCGUUGAACAGCCGACUGGGCUGCGCUCCCGUGCAGUGGGUCGGCUUCUUGAAGCAGUUCCCACGCGGUGCGCCCAAAUACUUCAAGGACUUCCAAGGUGCCGGUGCUGCGCGCGCGCAAGCGCAGAGCUCCGAGGUGGUCACGCUGAGCCCCGAGGCAGUCAGUGGUUGGGUCAGCUCCGUCGCUGCUGAUGUCAUCGGUUCCGCCGUAGAGGUGGACGAACCCUUGAUGGCUGCGGGCAUGGACCGGGGCACGGACUCUUUGUCCUCGGUGGAGUUCCGGAAUCGUUUGACCGCCGAGGCAGGCGCAGGCAUCAAAUUCCCGAACACCUUGAUGUUUGAUCAUCCCACCCUUCGCGCCAUCACUGACCUUGUCCAGUCGCAGAUCCAAUCCGCUACACAGCCGCUGGCAGCGCCAGCAGGGCGCAGCUCUGCAAUUGCUGCCGGACCAGGCAGCAGCGUUGUGAGCUGCAAGGGCAUCGCUUGUCACUUCCCUGGCGGUGAAGGUCUGGAGAUCUGGUCCAAGUGGCUCCAACGUCACGAUGCCAUCACUGAGAUACCUUACACGCGCUUUGACCUUCAAGAAUUUUUUGAUCCUGACAUGGAGGCCCUGGGCAACGUGAUGUACGCACGCCAUGGCGGCUUCAUCGAGGGAGCUGAGAUGUUCGACAGCGGCUUCUUUGGCAUGUCGGCUGCAGAGGCCAAGACCAUCGACCCCCAGCAACGCUUGGCACUGGAGAUGUCCUAUGCUGCCUGCCACCACGCGGGGCGCGCCAAACAGGCACUCCUGGGUUCGGACACCGGUGUCUUCGUGGGCCAAUGCAACAACGACUGGGCCAAGUUUUCCCGGGAACGUGCGGCCAACCCCUACACCGGACCUGGCACGCACGCGUCCAUCUCCUCCAAUCGUAUCUCCUACUCCCUGGGCCUGCGGGGUGCGUCAGCCUCGGUAGACACGGCCUGCAGCUCGUCCCUGGUGGCUUUGCACAUCGCGUGCAAGGAGCUGGGCCUGGGCAUGAUGGCCGCGCUGUGCACGGGUGUGCAGCUGAAUCUCAUUGCAGAGCCCUUCGUGGCGUUCUCCAAGGCGCGAAUGCUGUCCCCAGAUGGUCGAUGCAAGACCUUCGAUGCAAGCGCUAACGGCUAUGUGAGAGGUGAGGGUUCUGGCUCUGCCCUGUUGGAACUGGGCACCCAGGGUGCCUUGCCAUUGGUAGCAGCCACAGCCUCCAACCAGGAUGGACGCAGCUCUACGCUGACGGCGCCCAACGGUCCGGCGCAGCAGGAGGUCAUUCGCAAGGCCCUUGCCUUGGCUCAGCUCACUGGUCCACAGCUGCGCCUGGUGGAGUGCCACGGCACCGGGACCGCCUUGGGAGAUCCCAUCGAAACGGGAGCGUUGAAGGCGACCUUGGCACAAGGGCGUUCCAUGCCGGUGAUGCUGGCCACAGUGAAAACCAACAUCGGACAUUUAGAGGGUGCAGCUGGAGUUGCUGGCUUGGUGAAGUCCCUUUUGGCCCUGAAACACCGACAAGUGCCACCGAAUGUGCACUUCUCAAAAUUGAAUCCCACCAUCGAUUUGGAGGAUUUCGCUGCAGAGAUUCCAAUCACCACAACAGCACUCUCUGGCAGCAUGCUAUCGUCAGGUCUUUCCUCGUUCGGCUUCGGUGGCACCAAUGCGCAUGUGACCUGCAAGAGUAGCGAGGAAGUGGUGGAAACGAAGGUCGGAAGCAAGAAGCGAGCCGCCUUCCUUUUCACAGGGCAAGGGUCACAGCGAAUCGGCAUGGGCAAAGAGCUGUAUGCCACAGAGGAGUCCUUCCGGAGCGCCCUGGAUGCGUGCGCCGAGAUGUUGGAUCCACUGUUGGAGAAGCCUUUGCUGGAUGUCCUCUUCAAGGAGGAGCACCAAGAACUCUUGGACCUGACCAAGUAUUCGCAGCCGGCCAUUUUUUCCAUCGAGUAUGCCCUGUCGGAGAUGUGGAAGGACAAGGGCAUUGAGCCAGUGGCGGUGCUGGGACACAGCGUUGGCGAAUACGCCGCGGCCGUGUGCUGCGGCGUCCUCGCGUUGGAGGACGCCGUGCGCCUUGUGUCGGCGCGCGGGCAGCUGAUCGCCGACAGCUGUGCGCCACAGGUGGGUGGCAUGACGGCCUGUUUUGCACCCGAGGAGGACGGCAGCGUUAGUUGGGGCCCAUGCAGUUGUGGGUUGAAGCCAGAAUCCACAGCACACUGCCUGAUCUGUGUAACUCCGGAAGUCCAACAUCCCCACAUCGUGGCGCAGGAUGUGCUGAAAGCCAUCGCUUCUGUGAAGGAAGGACAGGCUGAGGUGUCAGUGGGUGCAGUGAAUGGCCCCAAGAUGACGGUGGUCUCAGGUCGCCAAGAUUUGGUGGAUGCAGUCGUGAAGGCUACUGGAGCUGGCAACAAGGCCCUGAACGUCUCCCAUGCUUUCCAUUCGUCGCUGAUGAACCCCAUGCUGGAAGCUUUCCGGAAAGAGGCCUCCACGGUGGCCUUGUCGCCUCCCAAAGAUGGGGUGCGCUUCAUCUCGACGGUCACGGGCAAGGAGGAGACCGAGGCCCUGACCGAGGCGGAGUACUGGGUCCGCCACGUGGCGCAGACCGUGCGCUUCUUCGAUGCCAUGAAGGGACUGGAGAACCUGGAGCUUGAUGCCUUUUUGGAGGUGGGCCCUGAACCCACCCUGGUGAAGAUGGGCAAGCGUUGUGUCAGCGGCAAAGCGGCACAGAAGGAGUGGCCAUGGCUUCACUCUAUGGAGCCCGGCCAAGAUGAAACUGCCAGUGUCUCCACUGCCCUGGUGAUGUUGCAGGGCGGCCUGGCACCUUUGGCUUUCAAGCGUCAAGCCUUCCCCUGGCGGGAUGCGGGGCCACGGCUGCUGCGCAAAAAGAGCGAAGCGAAGGGCGAGGUGUACUUCGACGUUCCCGUGCGUGCCGAUGUCUUUGCCGUGGCCGCCGAACACGUGGUCUACAACGAGAUCGUUGUGCCAGGAGUGGUCUUCGUGGAGAUGGCCAUGGAGGCUGCCAGACAGCACCUGGGCCCAGAGGCGCAGCUGCGCGACGUGCAGAUGGUGUGGCCCUUCGUGGUGCCUAAGGAUGGAGACAGUGAUGCCAAGCAGAUGAUGAUGCGCUUGGCAAUCAUUGGCAACAAGCGCUUCGAGCUCCGCUCACAGGGCGCGGGGGACGACGCCUGGACCACGCACUGCGAGGGCAAGGUGGAGUCCAGCGGCGGCGGCGCACGGGCGGCGGAGGAAGUGAAUCCACAGCUGUCCUUGUCGGCGUGCGCCUCGCGAUGUCCGGAACAAGUUGACCCAAAGAAGUUGUAUCCCUUGGUGGACAGCACCGGACUUUGGCUGGGACCGAAAUUCCAGGUCUGCUACGACAUGCGUCGCAAUCCCGAUGAAAUCUCGUGCCGCAUGAAGCUGAACUCUGACGUUCCAAACCAAGGAUACAUCAUCCAUCCAUCUCUCUUCGAUGGUACCAUCCACGCGGUCUGUGCCACGAUGUUUGAUCAAGACCCGCCCUUCCUGAAGAUCUUCGCGGGCGUUGGCAAGGUCACUGUGGUCACCAAGGAGGCACCCAAAGAUGAGGCCGUGAUUCUGCAUUUGAGCAUCAACGAGAAGACUGAUCAGCACCUUGGACUGGGACCUAACAUUGCCUUCAGAGGCGGCAUGAAGGUGGGCUUUUUUAGGCAGCAAAUCUUCACCUGUCAAGUCUUCACCGAGCAGGGCGCUCUUCUGUGGCGCCUGGAAGAUGUCAUCUUCCGUAAGGUCUUACCAGAGCAGAUCCAGAAAGCUUUGGCGGCCACCAAGGCGAAGGAUGCCGUGAGUUACUUCGAGACCACCUGGAAAGACUUCCCGGAGACGGUCGAGGUGGAGGAGCAAGCCUUGUUGCCCACCACUGCGGAGGGGCGAUGGCUCUUCCAGGCCGAUGCUCCACUGGUGAAAGCCUUGAAAGAAGACUUGGGUGAUCACCAUGCCUACCUGGAGCCUGGAAAGGAGGAGGACCUGACUGGCUUCGAGCGGGUAAUCUAUGUGCCCACGGCCAAGGAGAAACCCAUGGAGGUCCUUUGCCAUGGCUUGAACUUGAUCCAGAAGGCCCAAAGAGCAGAUUCCCCACCAGAAGUGUGGUUCGUGCUGCGCGGAACACAGGCGAGCGAGGCUUCAGCCCUGAAGGGCCAGGAUGUGCCGCUGCACGCGGGCCUGUGGGGCCUGGCCCGGUGUCUGCGCUUGGAGGUGCCCAAUGCGGUUUGCGGCUGCGUGGACCUGGGAAGUGACAUGCCUAAGGACGCCCCGGCUGCAGAGGUGCUGAAGAGGCUGCAUUCGCUGAAGACCCGCCGCAGCGGGAAGGAUGCAGUGGAAGUGGAACCGGAGCUUUUGCUGAGCAAAAACUUGUUGGUUUCGCGACUGGAAGAGACGACCAGCAAAUUCCAAGAGGUGGAUCUUGAGAGCUACAGUUUGGAGGAUGGCAGCUACGGCGUCACCGGCGGCACGGCCGGGCUGGGGCUGCUCUUCGCGGCCUUCUUCGCGGAGAGAGGUGCCACGCAUCUGGGGCUCAUUUCGCGCAGUGGCAAGGUGGCACAGGACCCCGCGUCCUUGGCUACCUACGAACGCUUGACGCAGACGAAGGCUGCCGUGUCGCUGAAGGCGUGCGACAGCGCAGUGCCAGAGGCGGUGACAAACUGCUUGAAGGAUUUGCUGCUUGACUGCAAAGACGAGGGCAGGACAUCGCAGAAGCCCUUGAAGGGUCUGCUGCAUGCUGCCGGUGCCAGGGAGGUCCUGGAUGAUCAUCUCAUUAUGGACCUUCAGCCUUCGCACUUUGUGCCUGUUCUGAAGCCCAAGAUCGACGGCACACUGAACCUGCACAAUGCAUUGAAGGAGUUGGGCUUGGAGGGCGAUAACAAGGUGAACAUGUUCGCGCUCUUUUCCUCUGUGGCUGCCAUGCUGGGAUCUCCUGGACAGGCGAACUAUUGCUCUGCAAACACCUUCCUGGAUGCCUUUGCGUUGCACCGCCGCGGUCAAGGCCUCCCUGCUGUCUCAGUGCAAUGGGGCCCCUGGGCGGAAGUUGGCAUGGCGGCUCGGGCUGGCACCACUGAGAGCGGUGGAUAUUUGCGCUUGGACCCCACUGCCAGCCUGCAGGCUAUGGCGGCCAUCCUGUCACUGCCCAACACCGCUCUGGUGGGUGUGGCGCGCCUCAAUUGGUCUGCCUUCUUGGCGGCCCAGCCCAAGGUGCCUUGCUUCCUGGAGAACUUCCAGCAUCACAAGAAAUCCUCAGGAGUCAAGAUGAGUGGUGGUGUGCCCAAGGACUUGGUGAACUCAACCAUCAUCAACGUUCUCUGCGACGUCUUAGGUGAUCCAGACCUCUCGGAUUUCUCCGUGCCAUUGAUGGACAUGGGGCUGGAUUCCUUGUCGGCUGUGGAGUUCAGGAAUCGUGUGCAGGCCUCUUUUGAUGGCCUCCACUUGGCAUCCACAGUGAUGUUCGACUACCCCACGGUGGCGGACUUGACCGACUUCAUCGUGGCCCAGUUCAGCGAGGGCGAGGAUGACGCGGAAGGGGUCCUGGGAGGUGUGAGGGAUCUGAAUGCCAACGAGCCAAUGGCGACCAUCGGCAUGGCUGCGCGAUUCCCAGGAUGUCAUGGGAACGGAUCGAAUGAGAACCUUGGCACGACGUUGGGCACGGUGGGCCGCAGGAAGUAUUGGGCCAUGAUUUGCGCUGGCCUUGAUAUGAUCACUCCCGUGCCCAUCGAGCGUUGGGACAACGAGCUCUACUACGACCCUGACACCUCAGCGCCUGGAAAGAUGUACGCACGCUUCGGCGGCUUCAUCUUUGGCCUGGAGGGCUUUGACAACAAGAUGUUUGGCAUCGCAGAAGCAGAAGCUCAAGCCAUGGAUCCGCACCAGCGAAUCCUGUUGGAAGUGGCCUAUGAAUCCUUCUGGAAUGGCGGCCUGGACAAGGAGCAGCUCUCCAACUCCAACACUGGAUGCUAUGUGGGCUGCGCCACCUUGGGUGGCAUCUCCGUGCAGGACCAGGAUAUUGGACCUUUCACGAACAUCGGCUCCUUUCCAUCCGGGAACUCGGGCCGUGUCUCGCAUGCUCUGGGUCUUCGAGGGCCAUGCUUCACCAUCGACACCGCUUGCUCGUCCACUCUUGUGGCCUUGGACUGUGCGGCACAAGCCAAGCGCCUGGGGAAGUGCGAUCGAUCUGUGGUUGCUGGCAGCAACUUGCAGUUGUGCCCAAACACCUGGGUGGGUUUCUGCAAGAUGGGCCUGGCCUUGUCUCCUGAUGGCAGAUGUAAGACCUUCGAUGAAUCGGCCAAUGGCUUCACCCGUGCGGAUGGCGCUGGAUCCAUCGUGCUGGAGUUGGCCGGUGAGGCUCAAAAGAAUGGAAAGCAAGAGCUGGCCAUGGCCCUCGGAGUCUGUGUGAAUCAGGACGGUCGCUCGGCGACCAUUACAGCUCCCAGUGGCCCGGCGCAGCAGCGGUGUAUCAAUGCCUCGCUGCAGGAAGCCUCAGCCAAGGGUCUGGAGAUCUCCAUGGUGGAAGUGCACGGCACAGGAACUGCUUUGGGAGAUCCCAUUGAGGUUGGUGGCAUGAAGAGCACCCUGGGCAAGGGACGUUUGGACGAGAAUCCCCUGGUGCUUGCUGCCACCAAGUCCAUCAUUGGUCACACCGAGGGUUCUGCUGGUGUGGCAGGCCUUAUCAAGAUGAUUGCGGAGUUCAACCACAGGGUGGUGCCCAAGAACCUGCACUUGAAGAAGAUGAAUCCGAAUAUUGACCUCACGGAUUUCCCUGUCAUUAUGCCUGGCAGCAUCAUCGAUUGGACCACCACGCGUGCGAUGGCCGGCACCUCAUCGUUCGGCUUCUCGGGCACCAACAGUCACGGAACGUUGGAAGCACCGAAGAACGGUGAGGGAAGAGACGUGCCCUUGGAACGUGUGGAGAAGCUCAAGUGGAAUCGCACCACACAUCGAAUGUAUCACGAAUGGUCUCAGGGCUACUGGUUCUCCACAGAGCUUUGGCAAGCCAAAGAUCUGCUGGAGUGGCGACCUUCACCACUGGGUGAGCAGAACUUGCCGGAGGCACUACCUUGCCUUGUGAUUGGGGGUGACGCUCUCGGUCCAGCUUUGCAGAAGCUGCUGGGAGAGGAAAGCCAGUGUGUGGCAGCAGGUGAAGGGGCAGCAGCAUUGAGUGCUGGCAGUUUCAAAUCCGUGGUCUUCUUGGAAUCGACCCAUGCGGCCGAUGCCACCCUGGAGGGGCCCACCUUGGCGCACCUGCUGGAGCUGUGUCAGGCCAUGGCAGAUAUGAAUCGUCUGCGACUCGUGGUGGUCACAGCCGGCGCACAGGAGGCCGAAGGCGCCCCAUCUUCCGCCAUGGCGGUGGGUUUGCUGGGUGCUGCGGUCUGCGGCUUCAUGCGCUCCAUGCCCUUAGAGGCGGCCCAGCUGAAGACUCAGGUGCUGGAUCUGCCGAGCUCUUUCGCCUCAUCCCUGGACAGCUGGGCCCAGAAGUUGUCUGAAGAGUUGGCCUGCCAGGACCUUGAAUCGGAGGUGGCCUUCCGCGGCGAGCAAAGGCAGGUCCCACGCUUGGCGCGCUUUGUGCUGAAGCCUGGGGUCACUCUUCUGGAUGACUUCGAAUCCACUCAGCUGGUCACUGGCGGCCUGGGAGGUUUGGGCUUGGUGACCGCCUCGGCACUUUGUGAUUUGGGUGCCCGCAGUGUCCUCCUCUGCUCGCGUCGUGGGCAAGUGGCAGCUGGCGAUGAGGUUGCACAGCAGCAGUUGGAGGAGUUGAAAGCCAGGCCUGGUGUGAAGGUCACGGCUUGGGCCUGUGACGUCAGCGAGGCGGCCAGCGUGACAAGCCUUGUGAAGCGCGUGAAGGAUGAGCUGCCAGAGAAUCCGCUGGGUGGAAUUGCGCACGCAGCUGGCAUCAUCGACUUUGUUGAGUUGAAAUCUCAGACGGCUGAGCGAAUGGGCAAGGUCUUUAAGCCCAAGGUGGGAGGCGCCUGGCACUUGCACGAAGCAACCCAGGAGGCAUCGCUGAAGUCCUUCCUGGGCUUCUCGUCGGUCUCUGCGUUGAUCGGCCUCUCUCGGGGCACCAGCUACUCUGCUUCCAAUGCCUACUUAGAUGGCUUGAGUCUCUGGCGAACGGCCUCCAAUCAGCCCUUCUGCAGCGUGCAGUGGGGUCCUGUUGCCGAAGUUGGAAUGGCCAGCAAGGACCAUGCAGGGCAGGCGGAUUCCGCCUUGAAGCUUCUGCCACCGGGCCAUGUGAAGGCUGCUGUGAAGCUGGCCCUCACAGGUUUCGACCAUAAGCCCUGGCCGGUGGCGGCGCUCUGCUUCGCUAAGGUGGAGUGGGGCCGCUUCCUACGUGAACUGGGUGCGGAGAUUCCCGUGCUGCAAGACUUUGCGGGAGAAGAGGAGGAAGGCGUAUCCGGUGGUGCCAAGGGUCCCACAGUGCCUGCGGCUUUGAGGGGCUUGGAUGCUCCAGAACUGGAGACGAAGAUUGGGCAGAUGGUUCAAGGCAUUGCCAUGGGCAUCUUGGGCGUGGAUGACCUCAGUGGAGACGCACCACUGAUGGAAGCCGGGCUGGAUUCCCUGUCAUCAGUGGACUUCCGCAACUCGGUGGCCAAAGAACUGCCCAGAGUGAAGUUGCCCAGCACCUUGAUGUUUGACCACCCGACCACGAAAGCGAUUGCCACCUUCGCGGCUGAACAACUGGGUACCGUGGUCAGCGCAAUGUCCGACGCUCCCGUGGCGGUGAAGCCUAGAGUCCGUGCCAUGGCGGCUGCCCCGGCCGCGGCCGCCGAUAGCCGCGCCGCCGUGGCGGUCACGGGGGCGGCGUGUCGCUUCCCGCUGGAGGGAACGACGCCGGCGGAGAUGUGGGAACAGCUGGUGGGGAAGACCGAUGGCAUUGUGGAGAUUCCAUUGGAACGAUGGGACGUGGAUGCGUACUACGAUGAAGAUGCUGAGGCUCCUGGCAUGAUGACGGUGCGCCAUGGCGGCUUCAUCAAGGAUGCGGACCGCUUCGACGCGAGCUUCUUCGGGUUGAGCCCCGCGGAGUCGAAGGUCAUGGAUCCACAGCAGCGGCUGCUGUUGGAGGUCAUCUACCAAUCCUUCCACGCCUCAGGGAAGCCCUGGGGUGCCUUGUCCAACCUUGAUGCCAGCGUCUGUGUGGGCCAGUGCAACAACGACUGGGGCCACAUGGGCUUCAGCGGUUCCGCGGAGUCCUCCGAGAGGAUUGGAGCCUAUACUGGGCUGGCGGUUUCAACGUCAAUUUCAUCCAACCGAGUGUCCUACCUGUUGGGACUCAAGGGUCCGUCCGCCACCGUGGACACUGCCUGCUCAUCAUCCCUGGUGGCAGUGGACAUCGUAGUCUCCAACCUUCGACGCGGGCGGUCAUCUGCAGGGGCCUCUUCAGGCGUCAAUCUCUGUUUGAUUCCAGGGCCAUUCGUGGCAUGCAGCAAGGCACAUAUGCUCUCAGAGGACGGCCGCUGCAAGACCUUUGAUGCCUCGGCCAACGGCUACGUGCGCGGCGAAGGCUGCGGCUCCGCCAUUCUGACGCUUCUGGAGCCCGGGCGACGAGUGGGGGGAGGUCGGCAUGAAAUAACGACCAUUGGGGAAUUUCAUGAAGGUUAA